Messenger RNA from Rhopilema esculentum, 6208 nucleotides. NCBI's taxonomy places the organism in Eukaryota, Metazoa, Cnidaria, Scyphozoa, Rhizostomeae, Rhizostomatidae. The record is from RefSeq and is a predicted model, not a curated record.
AUUCUUAUGCAAAUUAGUUUAGUUAGUAGUAUUCACACGUUGGAAAAUAGGACACGAUCGUUACCGCAUGCUAACCAGGAAUAAUAUUUAGACAGAAACCAGCUUAUCAAAGACACUUUAGAGACAUCACCAUAAAUCGAAUAAGAUUUUCAUUAUACGAUUGGGUGUCUUGUUCUAAAGUCUGUCCUGUGAGGAAACAUACUUGAAGAAACAUACAUUCGAUUUAUGUUAAAUUGUCGAAGAACGCGAGAACUGUAAACCGAGCGAAUAAUGAUAGGAAACCAUGGCGGAAACUGAACAGUUGAAACGUGGUAAAAUCGAUCGAAGAACUGCGAAAGGAGCUUUUACUCGAGCCUGGAAAGCGUUAGAUCACGUAAUCGGUAAUGAAAGACCGGUAAACGAGGUACAAGAACUUUUGGAUAAAUGUAAAGGAGCGUUUGAACUUUUAGUGCAAAAACACGAGGAGUUUACAAAUCUAAUCGAGGAUGACGAUGAAUAUGAAGUAGAGGAAAGAUGGUUAGCGGAAUGCCAGGACUCAUUUAUGAAAAUUGAAACGAAGGCAAAGCAAUGUAUUGAUAAAUUGAAGGAAAUUUCAAGCGAAGACGAAGACGAAGUAUCGGAAACAGCGUCAGUAUUUUCAAGAAAUUCUCGCGAGAACCCCCCGAGUGGAAACCCACAACAGUUUGAUGGAAUUCCAAAUAUGCAGUCAAUGACUCGAGGAGAAACAAAUGAGGGCAGUGUUGACAAAGACGAAGCGGAUCGUUUCCAGGUAUCAAAAGGAUUAGCGAUAAAGGAAGACAAUGAAAACCCAAUUAAGGAACAGCAAUUUUGUGGUUUUAAAGUUGAGAAACCUAAAAUGCCAUCAUUUUCAGGUGAUGUAAGAGAAUAUGCAAUUUUUCGUUCUGACUUUAAACAUGCAAUCGAGGCUCGAUACACCAAAAGGGACGCCAUUACACUGCUACGUACCUGUUUGAAAGAUAAACCUUUGGAAUUGAUCAAAGGAAUUGGAUCCGAUUAUGAUGCAGCAUGGGAGUAUUUGGAUGCUAUUUAUGGAGACCCUCGUUUUGUAUCAGAUGCAAUCACACAAGAUAUUACCAAAUUCAGACCACUACAGGAUGGUGAAGAUGCCCGUUUUUGUGAUUUAGUGCACCUAGUCAAACGAUGCUACAACACGUUGAAGGAAGUCGGUAUACCAAGUGAUAUGGACAAUAGUCAUAUGCUUUCAAUCAUAGAGCAAAAAAUGUGUGCUGAUGACAGAAAAAUAUGGGCACGUUACCUGGAGCAAGAGAAAAAAGUUCCAACUUUACAAGCAUUAAUGUUAUGGAUGACAGUGGAGAUGAAGUCUCGUAUGCGUGCUACAGCACCAAUCAGAUCAACCUUUGUUCACAAACGUACAGUCACUCAUGUCGCUAGUGAAAGCAGCAACCGCAACAUACUAACAAGACACAAAUGCUGGCUUUGCUCAAACUCUUCACACUGGCCAGAUCAAUGUAUAAAGUUUGCUGGGCUCAAUGUGAAUGACCGUCACAAAGUUGCCAGAGAGAAUCAUGUUUGUUUUAGCUGCCUGAAAAAAGCUGGAAGAGAUCACAAAGCCGUCAACUGUAGCCGUCGCAAACAAUGUCCAGUCGUUAAAAAUGGUAUACGUUGCAACGGUUUCCAUCAUCAUCUCCUGCACAAAGAGGAAAACGGCACAGUAGGAGUCGGAGUUGCCAUCGCAUCUGAUGACGGAGAAGCAAUCCUUCCAGUUAUUACAGUCAACAUCUCCAAUUCAAGAGGUUUCUUCAAGCGAGGAAAUGUAUUGUUAGAUUCAGGAGCACAAAUCAGCUUGAUACGCCAAGAGACAGCUGAAAAACUAGGACUUAAAGGUCAAGAUGUAUCAGUCAACAUUACAAAAGUUGGUGGAGAGGAAGAAACAUUAAAAACAAAGAAAUAUACCGUUACAGUUUCCCAAAUCAAUGACCAGAAACAGUAUUCAGUCAAGGCAAUUGGCAUUCCAAUAAUAAGUGAUGGUAACAAAUCUGUCAACGCAUCCAGGCUACAAGAAAUUUUCGGACUGCAAGCAGAAAAGGUGAGAAGAGGAAGCGGCCCAGUGGACUUGUUAAUCGGCAUAGAUUAUGCUUUCAUGCAUUCAGGUAAAACAAGGCAAGCUGGCCAUCUGAUGGCUCGACAGUCUCCACUUGGAUGGGUAUUUUUUGGAGCAAGACCAGGAGAGACAUGUGAGGUAACAAGCAUACUUCAUGUGAAGUAUACAGAACCAGUUGACCUUGCUGCCUUUUGGACCACGGAAUCAAUGGGAGUUAAUAUGAAGCAAUGUAUAUGCACUGCAGACAAACUGAGUGAAACUGAGAAGGAAGAGGCCAGAAUCAUUGCAGAAUCGUGUGUUAAGGUGGAAAACCAAUGGCUAGUUCCAUAUCCAUGGAAAAAGGAUCCCAAUCUUCUACCUGACAAUAAACAAUUGGCAGUGAAGCGUUUAGAAUCAAUGGAACGUCGAUUGAAGAUUAAACCCGAACAAGCAGAAGCUUAUGAUAAGCAAAUGAAAGAAAUGAACGAAAUGAACUUUUCACGUAAAUUGACAACUGACGAAUUAAAAGAAUAUAAAGGCCCUGUGCAUUACAUCCCCCAUCAUGCAGUCCUAAGACCAGAGAAGAAAAGCACACCUGUCCGAAUCGUGUUCAACUCAUCCUCAGUGUUUCAAGGUCAUCAACUCAACGAUUAUUGGAUGAAAGGCCCAGACUUAUUGAAUAACCUGUUUGGAGUCAGUCUGCGUUUCAGAGAAAGAGAAGUAGCAUUGAUUGGUGACAUAUCAAAGAUGUAUCAUCGAAUAUUGAUACCAGAACAAGAUCAGCAUGUACACAGAUUUCUUUGGCGUAAUUUAGAGACACACAGAGAGCCUGAUGUUUAUGUCAAGACAGUUCUUACAUUCGGGGACAAACCAGCUCCAGCGAUGGCACAGAUUGCUUUGAGAAAGACUGCAGAAGAAUGUAAAGAAAUCAAACCGAAAGCUGGAAAGGUGCUGACAGAAAAUGUUUACAUGGAUGAUAUAUGUGAAUCAGUGAAAACGGUAGAAGAAGCAAAGAAGCUAGCAGAGGAUAUAGAUUUUGUUUUAAAGAACGGAGGUUUCCAAGUCAAAGGAUGGAUUUCAAACAAAGAACUGCAUGAAAACAGCAAGCAUACAGGAGAGUCAGAUGCAAACAAUAUGCUGAAAGAAGAAGCAGAUGAGAAAGUACUUGGAAUUUCUUGGAACAGAAAGUCAGAUACGCUGUCACUUAAAGUUGACUCUGACUUGAUGAAACUCAUUGAUGAAGAAAAGCAUCUAACAGAGAAGGUAAAACUAACCAAAAGAAGACUACUGUCUGAAGUUGCAAAGAUUUAUGAUCCAAUCGGAUUGGCUGCUGCAUUUAUUAUCAGAGCUAAGAUUGGAAUACAGGAACUAUGGCAGACUGGAAUUGAUUGGGAUAUAGAAAUUCCUACAAAUAUGCGAGGGAAAUGGAUUGAACUGUUUAAAGAGAUGAAAGAGCUCAACAAUAUUUCUUUCAGAAGACCAUUGCUAACAACAGAUGUCAAAGAAAAACCAUCAUUGUGUUUGUUUUCAGAUGCGUCACAAGAAGCCUUUGGAGCAUGUGCAUACCUUCGACAGAAGAUUGAGAAUGGCAAAUUUGAUGUUAGAUUCGUUGCUGCCAAAACAAGAGUUGCACCACUAAAACAGCUAACCAUACCACGCUUGGAGUUACAAGCUGCUGUCCUUGCAUCACGUCUUGCAAAAACGAUUCAAGAAGAAUCAAGGAUCGAAUUCAAGGAUGUUAACUUCUUCACAGACAGCUCGAUAACAUUAGCUUGGAUUCAAAGUCCAUCACGCAGUUACAAACCAUUUGUAUCAUCCAGGAUAGGAGAGAUUCAAAGCAAUUCAGACCCUAGCCAGUGGAAACACAUUCCUGGGGAAAACAAUGUAGCAGACGAGCUGUCACGAGGGAUUCAUGUACAUGAACUGAACGGAAGAUGGAUGCACGGACCAGAGUUUCUACGAACUGCGGAAGAAUUAUGGCCAACAAAAGCUAUUCCGUCGCCAGUCAAAGAAGACAGUGAACGUCGUAAAGCUACAAAAGUCUGCUUGUCGAUAAACACAAAGCCUGAAAAUGUUAUCAAUUAUGACACAGUCUCCAGUUGGCCGAAGCUUAUACGAGUUUAUGCAUGGAUCAAAAGACUAGCUGAAAAUAUCAGACGCCUGAAACGUCAUGUACCAUUUAAAUAUGGACCACUGAAACCCGAGGAACUCCAGAAAUCAGAGUUGUUUCUGAUCAAAGAUGCACAAAAAAGCUUACAUAACCGUUUAAAGAAAGGUGAAUUCAAGUCACUCAGUCCUUUUGUUGACGAAAAUGGAGUUAUUAGAGUUGGAGGCAGAGCAGAUAAAGCUUUAGUGUCUUAUGAGACAAGACAUCCAGCCCUACUGCCAAGUAAUCAUAGGAUUUCACUGCUGAUAACCAGACACGUACACCAACACGGACACACCGGAGUUGCAACAACCACAGCAAAGAUAAGAAGGAAAUAUUGGAUACUUACAGGCAACAAAAUAAGCAAAUCUGUUAAAUUCAAGUGUGUGUUCUGCAGAGAAUUGGCACACAAAGCAGAAGAACAACAAAUGGGAAGCCUUCCUGCAAUUCGACUGACACCGCAAACACCACCAUUCUACUACACAGCAUGUGAUUAUUUUGGACCGUACAAUGUUAGAAUUGGACGUAAUAAAACAGCAAAGCAUUAUGGUGUCAUAUUUACAUGCUUGAGUACAAGAGCAGUUCACCUAGAGCUAGCAACAGAUUGUUCUACAAUGGAAUUUUUACAAGUACUGAGAAGAUUUUUUUGCAUUCGAGGCUAUCCAGCAGUAAUUUUGAGUGACAAUGGAACACAGAUGGUUGGUGCAGAGAGAGUUUUGAGAGAGAUGAUAGGGGAAUUCGACACUGACCAACUUCAAGAGUUUUGUACAGGGAGAGGCAUAAACUGGAUUUUCAUCACACCGGCAGCACCACACCAAAAUGGAUGCGCAGAAGCACUUGUAAAGAGCAGCAAAAGAGCAUUAAAAAUCGCUAUUGGUGAACAAGUUUUGAGACCCUUUGAAUUAUACACUUGUUUGAUGGAAGUUGCAAACUUGUUGAACCAACGCCCAAUUGGUAGAAUUCCAAAUGAUCCAGAUGAUGGAGCCUACUUAUGUCCAAACGAUCUUCUGUUAGGAAGAGCUACCCCAGAAGUACCUCAAGGCCCAUUUCAAGAAACUAAAGACCCACGUCAAAGGGUAGAGUUUGUUCAAAAAAUUGUAAAAUCAUUCUGGAAACGAUGGAUACGAGAUGUUUUUCCAUCACUUGUUCCACAAAAGAAAUGGCACAUGGACCGCCGCAAUGUCCAACCUAAUGACACAGUUAUUGUUGCCGAGAGCAACGCAAUCCGAGGUAAAUGGAACAUUGGAAGAAUCCUUGAAGUAUUCCCGGGACCUGAUGGACGAGUGCGCAAUGUCAAAGUAAAAACAGCAACAGGAGAAUACAGUCGCCCAGUGACAAAGAUAGCAGUUAUAUGCCCAGCAGAAGGAUAUGAAUAAAUAACUUUACAUAUUUGAUAAGGACCACGCCCUUAUCGGGGGCGGAGGAUGUUUCGUUGAUUAUAUAUUCUUAAAGGACAUUAUUAUUAUGUUGACAAGUUGCUUUGUAUUAUCCCGCUCUGUUUUAUUCUUAUGCAAAUUAGUUUUAGUUAGUAGUAUUCACACGUUGGAAAAUAGGACACGAUCGUUACCGCAUGCUAACCAGGAAUAAUAUUUAGACAGAAACCAGCUUAUCAAAGACACUUUAGAGACAUCACCAUAAGUAAGUAAGUUUAUUUUAUUGUAUUUUCGUAUUCAGUUUCCAUUCCAGUUAUUCAGUUUAUCGCCGCUGUAAGACGUUUUGUAUUUACUUAUAUUCAUAAUUUACUUGUUUUAGAUCGAAUAAGAUUUUCAUUAUACGAUUGGGUGUCUUGUUCUAAAGUCUGUCCUGUGAGGAAACAUACUUGAAGAAACACUUCUAUUAACAAGAUACAUGUAGCAUAGAGAAUUCGAAAAAUUUCACCUGGUUGUGAUUUCAAUUCGAACGUAUAGAAUUUGCCAAUAGUUGCAAUGACAGUAUAGGGCAAAUAGCAAAUGAAAAUGGCCACCAACACUAAACGGAUGGUUCUCACGGCAGAAAGUUGC